CUCUCUCUCUCUCUCUCUCUCUCUCUCUCUCUCUCUCUCUCUCUCUCUCUCGUUUUUUGUUAUAUACCCUUAUUCCCUUUCCCAUUUUCUAACAAUGCACUCAAACACAUUUCCACAUUCCUAAAAGCAUCCAACGUUCCUUGCAAGUUUUCUUCAGCUACAUUGACCUCAUUGUUGAACUCAAAAGAUGGGGAAAAGAAACGGUAAAAGAAAGAAGGAAGAAAUCGCUGAGGAUCAUUGUUUCGUUUGCAAGGAUGGUGGUAACAUGAGAGUCUGUGAUUUUAAGGAUUGCCUUAAAACUUAUCAUGCUGAAUGCGUGAGCGAAGAUGCUUCCUUUUUGACAAGUAACAAUAAUUGGUGUUGUGGGUCACAUUAUUGCUGCCUAUGUCGUAGAGCAUCAAAGUUUAUGUGCUUCUUCUGCCCAACAGCUGUUUGCGGAAAAUGCUACUAUGAUGCUGAUUUUGCCAAGGUCAAAAGAAACAAAGGAUUUUGUAGGCACUGCUCAAAACUUGCAGUUCUAAUUGAGAAAAAUGCUGACGUUGAUUCUGAUGGUGAUAAAAUAGAUAUGAAAGAUCCAGCUACAUAUGAAAGUUACUUUGUAGAGUAUUAUGAUUUAAUUAAAAGAAAAGAAGGGCUGAAUUCUCAGCAUGCUCAUAUUGCCCGUGACUUCAUUAAAAAUAAAAAAAAGAAGUGUGACAUGGAUUCAUAUGAAAUAGGCGAUGAGGAAGAUGAUAGUGGUGAAUCUGAUGUGAGUAAUUUUAUGGAUUCUGAUAGUGAUGACCUAGAUGGCACAACAGGAGUUAAAUCUUCGGGGAGAAAGAAGAAGUGCAUGAAAAAGCUAGAAUCAAUAAAAGGAAAAAUAGGGAAAGAUAAGAAAAAAGAUUUUGAUGGAUGGGGUUCAAGAAGUCUCAUAGAUUUUCUUAAAAAUAUUGGUGUAGACACUACCAAAGCGUUUUCAGAACUUGAUGUUAAAUCGAUCAUCAUUGACUACUGCCAUAAAAACCAGCUUUUUGACCCCGUGAAAAAGAAAAGGGUAUUAUGUGAUGCAAAGUUACAGAAUUUACUAAGGCGUAAAUCAGUGAAUAAAAACAGUAUACAAAACCUUCUUGCAUCGCAUUUUGUUGAGAAUUUUGAGGAAACAGAUGAUAUGGUCAGUAGUUCAGAAGAAAUGGGUAACAAAGAAGCAUUCAAGUUUUCUGAGCAGAGACAUUUGAAUUCAACUACAAAAUCUUGUCUGAACGUAGUUUCUCAAGAGCUUCUAAGUGGAUUUGCAGCUAUAGUUAGUUCAAACCUAAAACUUGUCUACUUGAAGAGGAGCUUAAUUGAGGAGCUUUUGAAGCAGCCAGAAAACUUUGAUGACAAAGUAUUGGGAAGUUUUGUUAGAACCAAGUCCGACCCAAAUGACUAUUUACAGAAUAAUUCCCAUCUGCUCUCGCAAGUAAUAGGAAUUAAUAGAUCAUCUAAAAAAGGCGAAAUCAAUCAAGAAAUUCUGCUCCGACUUUCUAAUGUGCCAAAAGGUGUACCUGUCAGCAAAAUUUCUGAUGAUGACUUUUCUGAGGAAGAAUGUCAAGAUCUGUAUCAGAGAAUGAGUAGUGGUGUGCUCAAAAAGCCAACUACACUGGAGCUUGAGCAGAAAGCUAGAACUCUGCACAAAGAUAUCAUGAAGCAUUGGAUCUCAAGAGAGAUAGCAGUGUUGCGAAAUCGUAUUGAUCUGGCAAAUGAAAAGGGAUGGAGGAGAGAACUUGCUCAAUACAUAGAUCGAAAAAUGAAACUGGAAUCUCCAUCAGAACAAACACGUUUAUUGAGUGAAAUUCCAAAAGUAAUUCCAGAAAUGGUUGAUACCAGAGAAGACUCCUCCAGAGAAGAUAAGCUUGAGCAAAAUGAUUUGUCAGAAUUAGCCAUUGGCGAGAAUUGUAGCUCUGUUGAACAAUACUCCAUACAUGAUGGUUUUGCUCAAUGUCUGGAUAAGCAAACAGAUGUUGUAGAUUGUAGAAAUCUGAGUGUUGACAUGGAUGCCAAUCAGACAAUAAAAGAAAGCCAGAGCGUUACACUUGCUGAUUCUGUUAAGGCGACCGCCACAGAUGUUAUUAUGUUAAGUGACAGUGAAGAAGAUGAGUCGAAUACUAAAGUCACUUCAGCUGAAAGUAAGGAAGUUGAGACUCCUAAAGUCACUCCUGUAGGAAGAAAAGGAGUAGAAACUCCCGAAGUUAUUUCAGCCGGAAGAAAGAGAUUGGAGACUCCUGAAACUCCUAGCUGGCUAUGUUCGGGUGUUUUUGGUGGUCGAGAAAGAGGACCAUUUUCAUUGUCUGUACUCAAACUCUAUUCUGAAUCUCAAUCUGCUUUUUCAUCUCCCUUAGAUUUCAAGGUAUGGAAGAAAGGUGAGAGUGAAAGAGAGGCAAUUCCUCUGAGAGAUGCACUUAGGCUCUUUUCUCCCCAACUUGAGGAGUAACUCAAAAUGAAGAAAUCAUCUCUAUCGGAUGCAUGAUUAGCAUAGUUGUAUAUUUUCGUUUCUCCAUAUAGGUGCUUUUUUUGUAAUUUUGCUAGUGAAAAAGUAUUUUAUUGUGGAUGAUAAAUAUAUGCUAUGUGACUCUUAAACAUGUUUUUCUAUUGUAUUUCUUGUCAUACAAUUUGAGCAUAAAAUAGGAAGCUUGACAUUGAGAUGCUUUUGAAAA
Messenger RNA from Vicia villosa (hairy vetch), 2672 nucleotides. RefSeq lists its product as uncharacterized. Lineage: Eukaryota; Viridiplantae; Streptophyta; Magnoliopsida; Fabales; Fabaceae. Gene Ontology annotation, molecular function: DNA binding. The coding region runs from base 188 to 2449 and encodes 753 amino acids. The transcript has 11 exons. The record is from RefSeq and is a predicted model, not a curated record.